This is a messenger RNA of Abrus precatorius (Indian licorice), 1905 nucleotides long. RefSeq lists its product as uncharacterized. NCBI's taxonomy places the organism in Eukaryota, Viridiplantae, Streptophyta, Magnoliopsida, Fabales, Fabaceae. The transcript is spliced from 8 exons. The record is from RefSeq and is a predicted model, not a curated record. Bases 1 to 1815 code for a protein of 604 amino acids.
AUGCCAGAGUUAGGGUUUCAGGAACGAAGAUCCUGGAGGCGUGCGGGUUCCAGAAGAGGUGGCGGCGACACCAGCCCUGAUUCCGUCAUCUUCACGCUCGAAUCCAACUUGAGUCUCUUCUCUUCCGCUUCCGCAAGCGUCGAUCGUUGUUCCUUCGCUUCCGAUGCACACGAUCAUGAUUCGUUAGCCUCCGAACUCUCGCUGCAUUUGGCAGCGCAGGAACACGACGGCGAUUUUGCUCCAAGCGAGAGCUGGAGCGGUCCAGAUCCAGAUCCGGAUCCGAAUAAACAGCAACAACUGCAACUGCAUCAUGCGGAUGCAGUACAUAAGAAGCAGCACCAAAUUCGUUUCUCUGGAAAGGGAGAGAAAGCGAAAGUUCAAAAGGAAGAAGACAGUGACGGUGACACUGAAGACGGAAAUCAACACCUGGAAUUUGAUUCAGCGAGAAACUCUUUCUCUCUAGCUCUUAAAGAAUGUCAGGAUCGGAGAUCAAGAUCUGAGGCCUUAUUCAAGAAGCACGAUCGGCGAAGGCCUGCUUCUUUAGACCUGAACAAUGCUUCUUCGCCUCGCUUGGGAUUGGCAGCAAUGAAGAAGAGUACUGUUUCGUCACGAAGGUCUGGUUCUGGCUCUGGCACUUUCCCAAGUCCUGGAACGCCUAAUUAUCUUCAAGCUGGUGUUGCAAUGCAAAAGGGUUGGAGCUCAGAGCGAGUUCCUUUGCAUACAGGUGCUGUCCGGAAACAUGUUGGUGCGGCUCUGUUGCCUUUAAACAAUGGGAGAACGUUGCCAUCCAAAUGGGAAGAUGCUGAGCGGUGGAUUCUCAGUCCCGUUUCUGGUGAUGGCACUGGCAGGGCCUCGCUUCCGCCACCGCAGAGGAGGCCGAAGUCCAAGAGUGGUCCACUUGGCCCCCCAGGUGCUGCUGCUGUUGCGUAUUAUUCCAUGUACUCCCCUGUAGGGCCUUUGUUUGAUGGUGGCAAUUCGGGGAGUUUUAUGGCGGCUUCUCCAUUUUCUGCUGCUGUUAAUAUCUCAGCCGCUGAUGGGUUGACAACCAGUUCUGGUGGCAGUUGCGGAGUGCCUCCCACCAGAACUGAUCCUUGCAUGGCUCGCUCUGUUAGUGUCCAUGGAUGCUCUCAGAUGCAGAGUCCGUCAUCAAUGCCUGCCCAAGGGGAGAAGUUUGAUGGUUUCAAAGAUGCGGGCACUAAUGUCUCUCCUGGAGUUUCAAGGAGGGAUAUGGCAACCCAGAUGAGCCCAGAGGGUAGCUCAUGCUCCUCUCCCAAUAUGAGGCCAUCUUUCUCUGCUUCCACUCCACCUGCUCUUCCUAUCACAGAGUUGCAGAGUGUCUCCUUCUCUAAAAUGGAUAUCAGGGAUGUGCAGGUAGAUGAACGUGUAACCAUGACAAGGUGGUCGAAGAAACACAGAGCCCUAUUCUCUGGCCGAGGCUCUGAAAAUGUUGACAGCUGGAAAAAGAAAGAAACAAGCUGUCGAUCUUCAUCUUGGGACGUUUCUGAAAGGUCAAAGAAUGUUUCAAAGACUAAAAGGGAGGAAGCCAGAAUCACUGCAUGGGAGAACUUGCAGAAGGCAAAAGCUGAGGCAGCAAUACGGAAACUAGAGAUGAAGUUGGAAAAGAAGCGAGCAUCGUCUAUGGAUAAGAUUAUGAACAAGCUAAGAUUGGCUCAGAAAAAAGCACAGGAAAUGAGAAGUUCAGUUUUAACCAACCAGGCCCAUCAAGUUGCUACAACUCCUCACAAGGCAAUAUUAUUUCGUAGAACCAGCCAGAUGGGUUCUUUAAGUGGUUGUUUCACCUGUCAUGCCUUUUAAGCUUCUCCGGCAUUCUUUUCCGUUCAAGUGAAGCAGGGUUUCAGCAUUCAGAAGGAUUCAAAAUGCCGCCUGUUAAUGAAUGAAAGGUGG